AUGAAGCUCGUGGGCAAAAAGGAGCAGUCGUACGCGUCGCUGGACAUCUCGGAGUCGCCCCAAGCAGCGCCUAUACGACGCUCGAGCUCGAAGUUCCUGAACGUCCAGCUCUCUCCCUCUGCAGUCUCGACUACGUCCAUCAGCUCCGACGACAGCAGCCGCGCGUUCCCUAGACAGGGACGACGUGACAGCAUGGAGGACAGUGUCCAGCCUUUUUAUAACACUGUAGCCACUGACGUAUUGGCUGCACUGGACGGUCCGAUUCGGCAACUGGCAUUCGAGACAAAGGGGGCUCUGCUGGCGACAGGGCUUGCAGCGACGCUGUACUUGCUGACGUGGUUCCAGGCUGUGCUGAUCCCCUUCUUCCUGGCUGUGUUCCUCAUGUACUUGGUGGAUCCGUUGGUGGAGAUGAUUGAUGUGUCGCCUAAGUAUUUUCUCUGCAUCUGUACAUCACGUGGCCGUCAUGCACGGCGGAAGUCAAGAGGCUGCUCGCGCGCAUUAGCGUCGCUAGUUGCUGUCAGUGUCGUUUGUGUGUUCUUUGGACUGCUGGGCUACAUUACUGUGCUCUCGGUCCAUGCACUCGAUACAAGCGCGUAUCAGACGGGGUACAACCUCCUCGUGUCGCAAGUCGAGCAUAUUCUUGAGCGUUUGGGACUGCCAGUGAACAUUACGACGACACUGCAUGACAAUGUUGACAAGCUUGCACGGGUGGUGGUUACGGAAACGAUGGACCUGCUCUCAGUCAUGUUCGUGACGCUGAUUUACCUCACGUACUUCCUUUGUACACGAACACGCGCGAGUGAUGCUGGUGGUGUUUGGUCGAAAAUCGACCACGAUAUUCAACGGUUCGUGACACUGAAGUGUUUUCUCUCACUAUUCGUGGCUUUGCUGGUUACGAUUGUAUACGUGUGGCUGAACGUGGGGCUGGCAAUAGUGUGGGGUAUUCUGACGUUCAUUUUGAACUGGAUCCCGAACGUUGGGGCUAUGAUUGCGUCCGUUGUUCCUGUCUGUAUUAUUGCGAUCACGCCGUCUGAAAUGAUGAACCACAUGGAAAAGUUCAUGGCCGUGUUCCUGCCGAUGUGUUUUCACAUGUUUGUGGGCAACUUUGUAGAGCCAAAGGUAUUUGGCCGGAAACUGGAGAUCGACCCUGUGAUUGUCAUUCUGUCUCUUUCGGCUUGGGGUCUUCUAUGGGGAGUCGUGGGCAUGAUGCUAUCCGUGCCACUCACUGCCGCAGCCAAAAUCAUGCUGAGCCAUCUCAAGCUGUGGCCUGAGUUUGUGGCUCUAGUGGAAGGAACCUAUUUUACGCGGUUUGGGAACAAGGCUGCCCGGUAUCAGAAACAGGAGGAGAACGACAAAGAGGAGUUUGAGACAAUGCAAGUUCGGACCGAAAGUGAACAGGAUCGUGCCAGUGGUGGCCACAUGCGAAUAUAA
This is a messenger RNA of Peronospora matthiolae, 1431 nucleotides long. The record is from the annotation of a GenBank genome assembly. Lineage: Eukaryota; Oomycota; Peronosporomycetes; Peronosporales; Peronosporaceae.